CUACAUUUCAUUAUUUUAGCUAGACCUUUGACUCUUUGAGAUAAUAUACCACAUAUAGGUCUCCUUUAUGCCCAAAGUCUUGUGCACGUCUAAGUGAUUAGUUUUCUGGCAUAAAAGAAAAGUAGUAGAAGAAAAUGAAGAUGAGUAAACAUGACGCCGGAGAAGAAGAAGAAGAAACGCUCUCCUUGUGUGAUCUCCCUAUAUACAGCAGCAGCUCUUCGUCAGAUUGGGAAAAAUUCUCCUCACAAAGCUCUAUUUCCUCGUCUUCAACGUUGCCGUCCGACCACUUCUUUGAGUUCUUCAGUGAAGAAUGGAGCAGUAAUAAUAAAUCAAAUCUCCCUCCUGAACAAAUCAUCUUCUUCGGAAAGCUUAUCAUUCCUCAGGUUGGAAUUGUCCCAGAAAAGGAGAAUGGGAAAAGAGUAAAGAGGAAGCAAAGAAAUGGGUCGUCAUCAUUAUCGUCCAAGGUUGUCGGAAUGAGGGAAUCUGCAGAAUCUUUGUCGGCGCCCCCGUUUUGGAGGUCAAGAUGGUUUCAGUUCUUCUUCGGAAUGGGUGGGCUUCCUAAGGAGAUGGACUUGAGGGACUUAAGGAUUAGGCAGAGCCGCCGUGAAACGCCGUCACCGUCGUCAUCUCAUGGCGGUAGAGAAAAGAGGCUGUGGCGGGUGAUUAAAACGCUGAGUUGUGGUCGUGGCGGCGGUACCCAAGUCAAAGCACACGCAAUUGUCCGUCAACGCCGCCCUAUUGCCUGCCUAAGCUAUUAGCUACUCCGUACAACAUUAUACUUUAUUUAUUGUUAUAGAUUAAAUAAACAAAAAUGAUGUUUGUACCCACUCUUAUACUCACUUUUGUACCCAGCUAUAUUUGUGAAGUGUUUUUUUUGUCUAUAAACCCCGAUUCACAGAAAAUAUUUUGCACAAACAAAAUAUUGUCUGUGAACCGGGUUCACAGAUAAAAAAAAACACUUCACAAACAUGGUGGGUAUAAGGUGGGUAUAAGAGUGGGUAUAUCAAGCAUUGUUGUUAAAUAAAUAGAUACUGCCUUCAUUCCAAAUUGAUUUGCAGAGCCAAUUAUUUUUUGUCAAACGAUUUCAUUGUAUUCACUGAAUUAGGAUAUUAAUUUUUAAUUACUUCCUCCGUUCUAUAAUUCUUGUAACAUUGUGAUUUUUACACUAUUCACAGAUCUUACUUUGACCAUGAUUUUCUACUAAUAUACAUAAUCAAAUUAUUGCUU
Molecule: messenger RNA, 1227 nt
Organism: Cuscuta epithymum
Lineage: Eukaryota; Viridiplantae; Streptophyta; Magnoliopsida; Solanales; Convolvulaceae
Source: the annotation of a GenBank genome assembly